AUCAGUUUUGCAAUUGAUAAACUCAUAUAAAAUUUAAGCGGCCAAUUUUUAGGUUAAGACCGGCUCAUAAAAUUUGUUCGAAAUAACCUGGUUACUUUUUUUGGCGGCACCGUUCUAGAGAAAACAGUGCGGCCAACGCAGGUGUAACUCUAACCUAACUUCUGAAGCUUGACGUUUUUGGCUGUAGAGGCUGCCACCGUGCGAUUCGUUUUAUUUCUCUGGUUUCGUCAUACACGGCGCACGGCGCAUUCACGAGGACUUUUUGACGAAAUUGCAGAUAAAUCUUUCGUAAAAUGUUGCAGAACGUGGCGUCAUGCAGAAGGAAUUUAAAGGGAGCUGCGAGAUUGGUGCGAUCAGCGAGGAGCUUGAGAGAUGGCUCGAGGGAACGUGUGCUGUCGUCUACGCUUCCAUCGACGUCGGUGGAAUCGCUCAGUGUGCAAAUGCAGUCGUUUCGACUGUAUUCAAACCCAGCACGGCGGCCAAGCUUUCUGUCUCAAUUUGUCGAAAACAUCAAACAGGAGAUGCAGAAGAACAAGGAAAUGAAGGAAACGUUGAAAAAGUUCAGAGAAGAAACUCAGAAAUUUGAGCAAUCGGAGGCGUUGAAAUCAGCACGAGAAAAAUUUCAAGCUGUUGAAUCUGAAGCUAGCAAAGGUUCAGAAGUGAUAAAAGAAAAACUGGAUACGGUUAAAGAAAAGGUGCAAGAAGUUAUUGAGGAAGCAAGCAAGUCUGAAUUAGGUAAACGUGUUGGUCAAUUAGGCGAGGAAAUUACGAAAUCGGCUAAAGGUGCAGCAGAGACGAUUUCCGAAAAGAGCCAAGCACUUGGUAAGACGGGAGCAUUUCAAACGAUAUCGGAUACCGCGGAGGCCGUACGGAAUGAACUUGAUCAACAUGGAAUUCUAGGCAAAGUUUACGUUCCACCUAAAAAGCUAAGAAAGAGAAAAGAAGUGCCAAUAGAGCCUAGAGAAAUUAUGCCUGAUGAAAAGUCGAAACAUCUGGAAAUGCACAAGGAUUACAUGUUUUCCAAUGCUUGGCAAAAUUUUAAGGAUAAUAAUCCAUACGUAAAUAAGAUAAUGGAUUGGAAGAUAAAAUACGACGAAUCAGAUAAUGCCGUACUACGCGCUUCCAGAUUGCUUACGGAUAAAGUUUCGGACAUUAUAGGCGGACUGUUUCAAAAGACCGAGCUAUCGGAGACGCUUACCGAGAUCUGUAAACUGGAUCCUGCUUUUAGUAAAAUACAAUUCUUGAAGGAUUGUGAGACCGACUUCAUCCCGAAUAUUCUCGAGGCGAUGAUCAGAGGCAACCUUGAGAUCCUGAAGGAUUGGUGCCACGAAGGACCUUACAACAUAAUCGCACAACCGCACAAAGAAGUAAAAAAGUUAGGUCAUUAUUCAGAUAGUAAAAUUUUAGAUAUUGAUAAUGUGGAUCUAGUGAUGGGCAAGAUGAUGGAACAGGGACCGGUUCUAAUAAUUAGCUUUCAAUCUCAGCAAAUCAUGUGCGUGAGAAAUUCGAAGAACGAGGUGAUCGAGGGAGAUCCCCAGAAAGUGAUGCGCGUCAAUUAUGUCUGGGUAAUGUGUCGUGAUCGAACGGAACUCAAUCCCAAGGCUGCAUGGCGUUUACUCGAUCUCAGUGCCACCAGUACAGAGCAGUUGGUAUAGUGCGCGAACGAACAAAAUACAGAAACUGGAGUACUCGAAAGUUCACACGACUAAAUAGAAUCGUUGCGUAGUGGUGUCACUCGUGUACAUUGCCGUUAUCAUUUGCAUUAAGUGACCAAACGUGAUAAAAAUUUUUUAAUGAUCAUGUUAAAUGAUCUAGUGUAUAUGAUGCACAGCGUCUUUUCUGUUUGAAAUUGAAAUGUUUAUUUAUGUAUGCAAGGUUUUAGCAACGUAAUAUUUGUAAAUUUUAAUUAUACGUGAUGUAAGUACGUACAUGUUGCUAAGUUAUUACUUGCAAAAUAAUAUUAUUUAUAAAUCCAUCGAAAUCACAUUCUAUACGAUUUGCGAUAUGUAAUUUGCUAUUAUUUAUAAAAAAAACUGAUAAUUAAGAUAAUAUCUAUCGUGCGCAGAAACAUCGAAUAAUUUGAUUGCGUUUUACUGAUUAAUGUUAUAUAUUUUCUCUUUAACACACAAAAUUUUCAUGUUAUUUUAUUCUUUUAUAUAUAACUUUGUAAAAGCAUUGGACAUUUAGAAGAAUUUAUGUUGCAAAAUGAUAAAUAUUAAGAUGUAUUUUCAUAAAAUAUUCGCAUUGUUGAUUAUAUAAAUAGCAAAUUUUGCAUUGACAGUAAAUUGAAGACAAGGUUGUAUUGCACGAUUAAAAUUUGACAUUUUCUUUAUGUUAAAAUCAAUAACGUAAAGAUCUCAAAAACUAAAACUGUUCUUCCCAUCAUGUUAAAAAUAUGACGAUUCUGUACAGCACGAGAUACGAUGGAUAUAUCUAAUAUUAGUUGGAAGUAUAUUCAAAUACAUCUGUAAUGAAAUUAUAUAUAUGAAUGUACAUAUGUAUGUACAAGCUGAUAUUAACAAAUGAUUAUAGUGUACAAUGAUGAAAUUAUAGAGAACUGUUAAUUAUUU
Molecule: messenger RNA, 2570 nt
Organism: Solenopsis invicta (red fire ant)
Lineage: Eukaryota; Metazoa; Arthropoda; Insecta; Hymenoptera; Formicidae
Product: mitochondrial import inner membrane translocase subunit TIM44
Exons: 7
Coding region: 294-1655 (453 amino acids)
Biological process (GO): protein import into mitochondrial matrix
Cellular component (GO): mitochondrial inner membrane
Molecular function (GO): protein-folding chaperone binding
Source: RefSeq, a predicted model, not a curated record